This is a messenger RNA of Bombus terrestris (buff-tailed bumblebee), 6895 nucleotides long. It is a transcript of the gene Nox, whose product is annotated as NADPH oxidase 5. The transcript has 20 exons. Gene Ontology annotation, cellular component: plasma membrane; NADPH oxidase complex. Gene Ontology annotation, molecular function: calcium ion binding; superoxide-generating NAD(P)H oxidase activity. Gene Ontology annotation, biological process: defense response; superoxide anion generation. NCBI's taxonomy places the organism in Eukaryota, Metazoa, Arthropoda, Insecta, Hymenoptera, Apidae. The record is from RefSeq and is a predicted model, not a curated record. The coding region runs from base 2718 to 6035 and encodes 1105 amino acids.
AUCAACUAUGAAAAAAGAUAUUGUUUAUUUGCGACGACACGUCGUAUGUACGAGUAUAUAUUUAAGUAUAAUCGAAAAUAGUAAAUUGCUAUUUUGCUUUUAGACGAUUUACAGCGACUAAUCCGAGCGUGUAAACGAUGCAAUCACAAAAUGCACUAUUAACAUAGUAAAAUACCAUAAUAACAUUGCUAUACAUAUGGAAUUAAUAAAAGUUUUCGAAAGCAUGUAUCCAUCUAAUAAACAAAUCUAAUGUAAUAGACAAAGGAAAUCUUUAAUUGAGACCAGUAAAUUAGGAUUGUAAGCAUGUAUAUAGGAAUCAUGUAUGAAAAAUCAACGUAAUCUAAGUGAGCGAAUCUGGCGAGCAUCGAACCGCGCGGAAUGAAAUCAAGCCCACGUGAUAAGUCUGCGCCGCUCCUUCUCCUUUUUCCAUUGUUUUAUCACUCGCUGUUAAACCGCUCAAGUACAGCGUUAAGUUAUUAUAAUAUUUAGCAGGUGAAACGAAUCUCCAUGAUAUUUACCAAAAAUCAUCGAUCCGGAUAGGGGACGGAUGAAGCAAUGGUGAUGUGUCCAAAAUUACGAAGAUCAUCGUACAUGUUCCUAUUAGGAGACAAAAAUGUCCCGCAUGGAUCCCGCCACAUAGAUGAUGCAUGCGGUCGCAUCAACUUUUCAAAUCCUGAAUGUCGAAAUUUAGAUCAUCUGCUGGUCGAUCGAUGUCCUUAUGUAAAUUGAUUCGGAUGGCUGAUGAUCAAACAGAUAUAAGAUCCAAAAUACCGGUCCUAUUGCUCGCUAUUUUACCCGAAAACUUUUUAAGUUAUAAUCUCAUACAGAACUAGCAGGAUACUAUGAUCUCUUCGAAAUCACAAGGCCCGCCGCAAAAAUCUAAAGUAAGCUACGAUUGAGAUUAAAAUGUAGAUAUUAUACAUUGUACAUACGUAACCAUAUUUAGUCUUCUUCAGCAUCUUUGCUCCCGUUCUCCCGUUUUCAAAGGAAAAAAAUAACGAUCGUCGUUAACUAAAUUAAAAAUAUUUAUUUUGCACUUCAUUGAAAAUAUGUACACGUAUAUUUUAAGAUUUCCAAUUAGAAAAUUUUAUUUAAAAGUUUUGAGAGAGUAUGUUAUAUAUGUACACCUAAUUUAUAAUUUCGCAUUGAUAAGACUUCUACCUUUAGGGUAAGUAACGGAGGUAGAAGAUGAAGGUGAAAAGAAAAGGUAGCAAGAGAGCAUGAAAAAGAAGAGCGAAUGAUGUGCGAGGGGUGUCAGAAUAAAAAGAAACAAAUGGAAAUAAGGAAAGGAUAUUUCGCAAUACUUUUCCUCGAAAUAUCUCUCUCUCUCUCUCUCUCUCUCUUUCUCUCUCUCUCUCUCUCUCUCUUUCUUUCUCUCUCGUGCAUGAGAACAACGUACCACAUACGAAAAUACGUAUAUGUAUUUACUUUUUCUUUUUUGUCGAAAACUAAUUGUAAGUUUACAAUAAUCCGUUUUGAUCAAAUAUAUGCAUUUAUAAAAAAAUUCAGAGGAUAUUGACGGGAGUACGAUUGCGACUGAUGAAAUUCUCAAUCAAAGUUCGCUGAUUCGUUUAAAGUUUUAAAUGCUUCGUUGUUUCUAUUAUAGAUACGAGAUUUUCAAGGUUCUCCGCUCAUUCGAAAUUACCUAGUCGAAUAUAAGAGAUUUUGAUCAUCGUACGUAACAAUAGAAAAUAAAUAGAAUAAGUGAAAUUAAACGAAAAUUCAUUUGGUACUUAUAAAUUAUGGCUUGUAAAACAGUUUAUAAAACGGGAUUAAUCGAAGUUACAUCAGGGCUACAUACAUACAUACAUACAUACAUACAUACAUAGAUACACGAAAUCUGUUAUAAAAGCGCCAGUGUGUAAAGGGUAUUAUUUAUACGGGGAAAAAUCGGAAAAAGAGGAAGAAAAAAUAAGAAAGAGAAAGAAUAGAGGAGGCGGAGAAAAAGAAACGGAAGGAACGAGAAAAAGAGACGAUGACUCAAGAAGUGAAAGGUCGACAGGUUUAUUCGUCUGUCUGUUCCUCUGUUCGAUUGCAUGAUCUUUAUUGAAAACGAAAGGCAUUCCCUCCCCCCCCCCCCUUCCGUUUCGUAGAUCUGAAACGUGGUCCAAAAAUUCUCAUCGAGAUAGAUUUGACGGUGAAGAAGUGGAUGGGUCUCUCUCGGCUUUUGUCAAUAGCAAUCGAUUUUCGUUCGUUAGUCUGAGUCUAUCAACGAACCAAGUCGCAACUUGUAAACAAGAGUGUGAUUCUGAUUCUGAUUCUGAUUCUGAUUCUGAUACACGAGUGCUUACAUCGUUUCCUUUCUUCCGUCCAAUUGACUCGAAGUAAAAUAUGUUCUGUUAAAGUAUCGAAUAUAAAUUAAUCGACUAAAAUUUUUUACGGCUACGUAAAAAAAAAAAGAAAAAAAGAAAAAUGCUGUUCUUCGAUUAAAAUGAAGAAUCCUGUGUAAAGUGUUAAUAAAAUCUUAUUCGAUACGGUGAAAAAGAUAAACAAGAACCUUAAGUGGAACGAUUCGGUUCGUUAACUUAACUGCUCCCCGAAGUAUUCAAAAUUUUUGACGGGGAAACAGUUUGAAAUAAUACGACCGUGGCCUGCAGCGUAUUCCUUAAUAUCUUUUAUACUAGAUAAUUUUCCUUCUCUUUUUAUUUAUCAUAGGAAUUAUUUAUUGGAAGAAAUUAUUUGUUAUUUGAUAAAAGCUGUGGCAAAAAAUUUUUUAAAUGGAAAACGACGCAAGCCAUAUGGAGGGAGAAUUAAUGGAAAGGAGGAGAGCGACCACCUUGGAAGAGUGUUCCCGUAUAAUCGGGGUGAACGGCGUGGUUCGUCACAACAGAGACUCGUUUAAACAACUGUUGCUGGAUCUGACGUUGAUGGAAAAAGUGUUUUCAUUGUUCGACCGCAAUCAGGAUAAAAUAUUGACGCAGGAUGAAUGGAUCGAAUUCUUGAAGGGAAGAUUAAAAAAUGACAAACCAAACGAUCUUAUUAUCCAGCUCGAGAACGUUGCGUACAGCAUAUGUGGCGAUAAUCCAGUAACUUUUCCGAAAUUUCAACAGAUAUUUUCUACUAAAGAGAUCGUAGAUAAAUUAUUUCGACGGAUUGACGAAGAAAACUUGGGAUAUGUAACAUCGUUUCAAAUCAUGGAAUUCCUCUCGACAAUUAGCAAUACCAGACCGCUCGCCGGCUUCGACAAGCGCAGUUUGGAAUGGCUGGAAAAACUUUUUAAACAGACGGUGGGCAAUGAAAAGGAAAUUAGGCGCGAGGAAUUUAACAAAAUCGUCACUUCGAAGAACCCGUUUUUCACCGACCGGGUGUUCCAAAUUUUCGACAAGGAUAAUUCUGGAACGAUAUCGCUUCAAGAGUUCCUCGAUGCGAUGCACCAGUUCGCUGGAAAAAGUCCCGACGAUAAGAUAAAAUUUCUCUUCAAAGUUUACGACAUAGAUGGUGACGGAUUAAUACAACUUCGCGAAUUGGAACACGUGAUGAGGGCCUGUAUGGAAGAAAAUGGUAUACAAUUUAACGAAGAACAAAUUGAGGAAUUAACUAUGGCCCUGUUUGAUGAUGCUGAUCAGGCUAACCGAGGUGCCAUCACCUUUGAAGCCUUAAAAAAACAAUUGGAGAAGCACGAAGGCUUAUUAGAAAAUUUAUCGAUUAGUAUCGACCGAUGGCUGGUACCGCCAAAGCCGGAAACGAAGCGAAAAUCACGGUUUGAAUUUCUCACCACUUCAUUGCGUCCUUAUCAGUUAACGAAGCCAUAUAUGAAAAACAAUUACGUUUACAUCGUUUUCAUCUCGAUCUUCGUCUCAAUCAAUGUGGCCUUAUUCGUAACAAGACUCUACGAAUAUAGAACGUCUAAUGGCUACGUUAUGGUUGCGCGUGCCUGUGGCCAGUGUUUAAACUUCAACUGCAGUUUCAUCCUGGUUCUUAUGUUGCGUCAGUGUAUUACCUUUCUACGAACUCAUGGCUUUAAUUCUGUACUGCCAUUAGAUCAACAUAUCUAUCUUCACAAAGUGUCUGGAGCUCUAAUUGGUAUAUUCAGCGUAGUGCACACGGUGAUGCACCUUCUUAAUUUUGGCACUAUUGUGGUGUAUGACGAGGCUUUUAACUACAACAACUAUACGAUGUAUGAGUGGCUAUUAACAAGUCGGCCAGCUCUAUUUGGGCUCAUAGCAGGUUAUGCAAAUCCUACCGGAGUCAUCCUUAUCGUUCUUCUCGUCGUAAUAACGAUUUGUUCCAUGCCAUUUGUUCGACGCGGUGGAUGUUUCGAGAUAUUUUAUUGGUCACACUUAUUAUACAUACCAUUCUGGAUUUUGACGAUACUACAUGGACCGAAUUUCUGGAAAUGGUUCAUAGGACCAGGUACCAUAUACAUGCUGGAAAGGAUACGUCGAAUUGCCUGGUCUCGUUCGCAAUUGGGAAAAACGUACAUAAGUUCAGGCCUUCUGCUACCAUCGAGAGUGACGCAUUUAGUCAUCAAGAGACCUCCACAUUUCGUCUUCCAUCCCGGCGAUUAUGUUUUCGUCAACAUUCCAGUUAUAGCUCGUUACGAAUGGCAUCCUUUCACUAUUAGCAGCGCUCCAGAACAGGAAGGCUACAUAUGGCUUCACAUACGAGCAGUAGGUGAAUGGUCGAAUAGUCUUUACUCGUACUUUGAGAAAGAGCAGAUAAAACUUCAAAGAAACAAUAUAUUUGCUGUUGAGAGUCGCGGCAGCACCGAUGCUCCUAUGAAAAUAUAUCUUAACGAAAAACAACAACUAAAUGCCAAUGACAAGAUACUCUCUCCCAAUACGACAAACGGAAAUCAUCGUUGUUUCGACAAUUCUGCGUUUGUUCCUGAUAGCGAAAAAAUAAUACACUCGCCACAAUCUGCAAGCGGCACAGCAGAUAACAACACGUUAUCGAACAAGCGGGAACUUCGUCAUUCGCUGUUUAUUAGCAGGAUCCCUUUGGAAAAGUCUAUUUCGGUACCUAAUAUGUUGUCAGGAAGAAAGAAAAACGAAAGAUUAGCUGUACUUCGCGAUUACACGAGAUCAGAAUCGGAAAGAAACCUCAACGACCGUGAAAUACGCCAUAAGCGUUUAAAAUCUCUAGACCAGGCCUAUUCCAGCCCGCAGAAUAAAGGAUUGGCACAAAGCUUCCGGUACAUGCGAAAUAAACCCACAAUAAUUGCUUUCAAGACUCCAAGUCUGGAAAACUACGAAUUAGAAUCAACAACAUCGGCGAACGAACACAUAAUGCGGCAAACAACUGUGGGCAAAUACGGGAGAAAAUCAUCGAAUAAUCCAAUAAUAAAUACGAUGCAAGCAGCAGCAGAGGAAGGUAGACUACAAAUGAGAUUCGAAGAAACUUCGCAAAGAGAUUACGAUGAUAUCAAAUCUGACGAUCCUUCGGAUGUAACACUAAACUAUACCGUCGGCAAACCAUUGGAGAUUUUCCUGGAUGGACCAUACGGAGCUCCUUCGAGUCACAUAUUUCAGGCCCAACAUGCGGUUUUAAUCGCAACGGGAAUCGGAGUAACACCUUUCGCUUCGAUAUUACAGUCCAUCAUGCAUCGUUACUGGAAAGCCAGGCAUACUUGUCCAAAAUGCAAGUUCUCCUGGGCCAGUGAAAUACCUCCCACCGUGAUGCAUCUUCGUAAGGUAGACUUUUUCUGGAUCAAUAGGGAUCAACGAUCCUUUGAAUGGUUCGUGAAUUUAUUAUCACAACUAGAAAUGGAACAAGCAGAGUUAGGCAUCGCUAUGGAGCGUUUUCUUGAAAUGCACAUGUACAUUACCAGUGCUUUGCAGAAGAACGAUAUGAAAGCCGUUACCUUGCAGCUAGCUAUGGACUUGGUUCACCAAAUGGAAAAACGGGAUCUGAUAACAGGUUUAAAAACACGGACGAAUGCUGGCCGACCGAACUGGGAUAAAGUGUUCAAGCAGCUUCAGGAUCAGAAGAAAGGCAAAGUGACAGUCUUUUACUGUGGUCCACCGCAACUGGCAAGAAUUUUACGUUACAAGUGCGACCAAUUCGGUUUUAUCUUUAGAAAAGAGUCAUUUUAAGCCUUUUAAGAAGAGAAACCAUACCGUAAUGUCUAUUUAUUUAUUACAUCGUACUGUUGCGAAAUAUGUUUAUAAAAUCUCCAUUCAUCAUCUAUUAUGUUUUAAAAGUAAUGGCAUACACCGUAACUAAAUGUUCCAUUAUAUAGUGAAUGUUAUCUAAUUUUAUUUCGUCCAGAAUCCGUAUAAUCUUUUCAGUAAUGUCAUCCAAAUACAAAAAUUUUACUUCAUAUUAUUCAUAAUUCUGGCUGUUUCGUGCAUCAACCAAAUUGUUAUUAAUACAAGGAGAAAAUUUAUUUGUCGUUCUGUCAUAAUCGGAAAAUUUCGGGUCAAAAUGCCACUACAGGAUCAACUAACUCUCGUCAAAUUACUUUUUUUCCAAUAUGCAAUCGGAAUUGCGAUAUUUGGCUAAUUUCAGAUGUGUAACAACCUCAUAUGCCAUACGAUGUCUCUAUGUAUACUCUGUCCGACGAGACGAGGCAUUAAACGUAAUCAAAUUUUGUUUACUAUAUGGUUUAGUGAAUACGUAUCAGUCUGCUUAUUCUGCAGAACAUUUUAUUUGUUAUUAGAAGUAAGAAACAAUAAAGGAAAUUAAACACUCAGAGGAAAUUAAAUUAAUUUAUUAAAGAUAAAUAUAUAAAAAUAACUAAAAAUUAAUGACGAAAACGGUUAAUUCGAAAUCACGUUAAAACCGUCCAAGUUAAUUAAAAGAAAUAGAACAAGCGCGCUACAAGAAUAUAUGUAAAUAGAAAGUUCAUCUAAAUAAAGUUGAAAUAAUCAAACUAUAUGAUUCAUUUUACAUAAGAUCGGAGAAAAAAAAAAAAAACUAAUAUUUAGAAUGAUAUAAUAAUGGAUCAAUAAUA